GUGGGGAGUAGCGCAGCUGUAAGGGUCAGCAGUGCCUGGGGUCUGUGGAGCAGAGCCUGAUCUGCACCAGGGGGCUGCCUCGUGGUGUGCUUUGAGAUACAAAUAAGGUGCCCAGCAAGCUUAGCGGCAAUUGAGUGUCUCACGAUAUUUGUCAGCCAUUUGCUAGUCAUCUUAAAAAUGCAUUGGCCUCUUUAUUGUACCCUCCUCCUUGUGUGGCGGUUUCCAGAAAUCUUCAUUUCAGCUUGCCUUCCUUCUUUUUCCCCCAGAGCCUCCUGUUCUCCACCCAGAUUGCUUUUUUCACCUCUCCUCCUGGGGCGGCUGAGAGGGGUACUGCUCUGGCAGCUUCUCCUCACCCAGCAGCUGGCAGUUGCUGCCCCCAAGCUCUGCCCGUGGAGCAGAGGAUGCGAGAUCUCCUCGGCUGCCUCAGUGCAAGUCAACGUGGUUGGUCCCAAAGGACUGAAUUGAGCCAUUUGACUUUGCACUGGAGCAGAUCGGGAGCACUCCCGUGCCAACUCUGUGCUGAGAUCCUGUCCUCAGACAGAAGCCAAGCCCCAACAAGACAGAGGUAAAGCUACCUGGUGAGAAAACAGCCUGAAGAGAGCAGCAGGCUGCUCGUGCCUGUGCCAGAUCAGAGAUGUCUUGCCUGCCUGUCUGCUCCUGUUACUGAUUUUGCUGCUGUGAGAAAGUUCAGGGCGCACAAGAGGCAGCAGAGGCUACUGUGGGGAACCAUCCCCCCAGGAGGCAGUACCCCACAUCUGGCACCACGAGGGAGCAAAGACCAUCACUUUGACUCUCCCCAUCCUCCCUCCCUUGCUAUCUCACCUUUCCUUGAGAGGAGGUGAUGCAUCACCAUUGCAACGCAGGAGUAGAUCAUCUAAUGGGUCAUGGGAGACGGUGGGGAUUCUUGUACUCAAAAAAAAUCCAGCUUACAUUCAGCCAGAGCUGCAUGUGAUCCCCCACCCCACUGCAGCCCUCUCCUACUCAGAUACCCCAAAGCCACAGCGUUCAUCCCACCUCUUCUUCCCCCAAGGCAUCCAUUUUGCUGCUGCAAAACUGAGUUUGCCUGCACCGAUUCGACAUCUUGAUCUAGCCCUAAUUGGGAAGCUGCAUGUAUAAGCUGAGCUCAGAGGGAUGCCUGUAAAGGAUUUAUUUCACCCAUACCAGGGAGCACAGAAGCUAAUGCGUAUCGCUGUUGCAGUGUCUCUGCCAGGUUUCAGCUUUCCUGAUUGCUCGGCGCCCUGUGGUAGUGAGAGCACAAAGGAUUUUAAAGAAGUUGAAAAUGUCUGAUCUCAUGCAUCUUUGGGGUUGGCCACACAUGGUGGGAUAAGGGUGUGCUACACAGAGCGCUGAGCUGGUGCUUUUUUUUAAAUCAGCAUCUGAAUCAUUGUAAACAGGCUCGUUUGGCAGCCGCUGCAGGCUGGCAGCAUGCAGCUUAACUCCUGACGAAUUUCUCAUCCUCGCUCUCUGUGCUGUAGCUGGUUUAGGCAGGAGUUAGGAAGGCGCCAGGCAUUUUUAAGCCUUCUGGACCCUAAAACUAUGGGAGAUUCUCCCAAGUCUGAAGCAUAAAGUUCUGUUCCCUCUGGUUCUCAACUCGAGAUGUAGCAUCUCAUGAUGAUUUGUGUUACUUCUCCCAUACUCUUCCCUUUGUUCUGGGGCCACAUUUCUCUUUUCAGCUAAUCUUUAUCUUCAGGUUACGGGCCGUCUUUCACUCUGUGGACUGGUUUUGCGGAGACUUUGCUCAGAGCCUCCACAUACUGUCUCUAGGUGCGAAGAGCAGUGCGGCACCCUGGAUAUUUUGACAACUUGUCGGGUGGUGGUUGGUGUUUCAGACUAUGGUGACAAGUAGCAGAAUGCUCUCUUUGAAUACAUAAAAUCUCUUGAAGCUGCAGCUCUACUGCAAAAAUAUGUUUUCAUUGUUUAGAAUGAAAAAAAAGCAGUUUGGGUCUCUUAGAAAUGAAAAAGCGAUGACUUUUUUCUUAACUCCCACGGUCUCUGCCGGGUUACUUGUAGCUGCUGAGUAGCAGGUAAUACCCGUCUGCCAUGUACCCUGACUUUGGGUAUGUCAGGUCACCUGGGUGCUUGUCUUGAAGUGCCUUUGCAUGAGGUGAUGUUCGAUAGCAGCUGCCUUACGGCAUUGCAGGGAAACAGCUGCCUUGGCUAGGGGAAACACUGGUAUCACCUCACUUUCGGUAGCGUAAAGGAUAGAUUAAAAAGUGCUUCGUGUUAGGUGGAAGCCACUCAUUCUUCGUCUGCCCUUUUUUCAGUACCUGGAAGCAAUUCUGACCCCAGUAAAUUGUGAUCCAUGGCUACAGUGCUAAUAUGCCGAAGAUUUCCAAGACUGAGCAGGGUGACUGCAUUUUCGACUACAGCCAAGUGCAAGGCCGAGAGCGGAAGCAGCAAAAGUGAGCAGGAAAAGGAAGAGAACCCAGAAACGGCCAACACCAGAAGCGAAUCUGCAGCUACAAUCCAGUUGCUGAAUCCACUGGACUACAGAGUAUUGUAUAAUCCAUCUGCCUAUGCCAAAAGCAGAGCUGCCUCCCAGCAGCACGCUGCUAGGAGCAGUGGCCAGGCUCUCGGUGACACUUUCACCAGCCCUGGCAAGGCACAGGUUCAGCAUACAUUCAGUAACGCCUCUUCUCAAGCUUUGCCUUCUGUCAGAAAUGCCCUGCCAAAGCCCAAGUCCAAACCGCUCCUCAAGCAGACCAUCUCGGCGUGCCCUUCUGUGGCACAAACCAAGGAGGAGGCAGAAAAGGAUAAAAGAGAGAUGCAUGACUCCAAGGAGGACCCUCGCAUGUUUCAGAACGGGAGGCCUGAAUACAAAUCUCUCAGCUAUGACAAAUUUGAGCCAGUAGAGACCCUUCCUUUAGAAGAAGGUGACUCGAUUUUACACAGUGUGGCUGUAUGCAAGGGCAGCCAGAGCCCAGGAACUAUCACAGAUUAUUUUUGCAAGCUGAGUCGUUUGCCAGUGGAACAACACGCAGCGUUGGUGUCCGAACCCAGGUUUAAUACACUGUGUCGCUGUGCUGUCAAAAACAUCAGGUUGUUUAGUACUUCAGAACUCGUCGAUAUUUUGAAAGCUUGUGUUCGUUUGGUUGUUCCACCCACCCACCCUCUGCUGAACGCAUGUGAGAACGAAUUCUGCCGGCGAGUGUGGGACAUGAACCUGGACCAGCUGCUGCUGGUGGCUGAUUGCUGGCGCUGUCUGGAGCGUAGCGUGCCUUCCUACCUGAGCAUUUUGUUCAGCUAUGCCAACAUGCACUGGAAAGACCUCACUUUGCCCCAGUUUGUUCAGCUUCUUUAUAUCAUAGGUGAAGGCCGGAGGUCACCCGCAGACUUGACGCAGAAGGUGGAGAGCAUGAUUUUGAAGUACUUGGACUCCUUCAUGCUGGAGGAGGUGGGUGCUGUCUGCUUAGGGCUCUUCAAGUCCCUCAGUGGUAUCUCUGACCACGUCAUGAGAAAAAUUGCAGACAGAGUCUACCUGCAGAUGGAAGACAUGAGCACUUAUGCUUUGGUGAACGUGCUUAAACUACUCCGCUACAGUCGCGUGGACCACUUACCCCUCUUGAAAGAACUUGGGAAGGUCAUUCCCACUCGGAUUCCUACAGUAAACAUCCAGGGCAUCAUGCACAUCACUCUUACAUGUUCAUCCCUACACUACUUUGACGAGGGCAUUAUGGCUGCUGUAGCCAUGUCUUUGCCUUCUAAGGUGACUUACUGCCGAAGCAAAGAUGCUGCCAAGUUCUUGUGGUCGUUUGGAUGCCUGGACUAUGAACCGCCGAAUGAGGAAGAGUUUUACUGCAGCCUGAUAGAGCAGAUGCAUAGGAAACUCCAUGAAUUUAGGAAGUAUCCAGAGCAUCUCCUUACUGGUUUGCUUGGCCUGGCAUUUGUCAAACGCUUCCCAGAGGACCUGAUAGACUAUGCUUUGAGGGAUGAGUUUGUCCAGAAAACAAGAGGUAGUAAGUAUGAGCUCAAAAAGGACCUGUUCACGCUUAGUAAGAGUGUUGAAAUUGAGUGCCCGAGCUACCAAGGCAGCCGCCUUUCACCUCAGCUUUAUCAAGAGAUGACCGAGAUGGUUUUGAAUUUUGCAGAGCAAGAAAUCUAUGUCAGGCCUGAAAUUGUGGAAGCUGUGUCUCUUCUCGAGAGCAUGUUAGGUGGCCCCGAAUAUGUGAAGAACCACAUGAUCCUGCCUCACACGAGAUCGAGUGAUCUAGAGGUUCAUUUGGCUAUGGAUGGACAUCCCAUCCCUUUCAACUUAAAGGACCCUAUUACAGAUAAGAAACUGAAAGACUUUGGAGUUAGUCUAACGGAUGACUUAAUGGCUCAGCUUAUAAAAGGGACAUCUAGUAGCCAGUCUCCUGUGGAAGUGGAAAAUGAAGCCAGGACUCCUGGGCAGGAGGGGAGGGAAGAAGCAGGAACACCAAAUGCAGGGGAUAGUGCUGUGCUUUCAGGUGGAGCUCUUCUUGCAGAUGCCAGAUUGCAAGUUGAGCCUAAAUCGGAGUGCUGUCUUGAAGUCCCCCCAUCUCUUACACUGGACCGGCAGCCUCGGCAGGUGAAACUGGCAAUUCAGGUGUCCAACCGAAACCACUACUGCUACUGCUCCAAGCGGCUCUUGGGGCUGCACUGCUUGAAACGGCGGCAGCUGCAGCAGCUGGGGAUGUGGCCUGGUGUCUGAUUUCUGCAUGUCAUUGUGAGGACAGAGUUGCUGGCAUCUUCCUGAGCUUUCAGGUGGUGGUUCUCGCCGAGAGGAGGGACAUUUCCUGAGGUGUACAGGGCAGACUCUGCAUCUGAGCAGAGCUGAAGGGAUUAUUUCACAUGGAGCAGCAAAUGAAACUCCCAUUCCCACUGCAAAGGCAGCUGAGCUGUUCUGGCUGUUUUGCCAUGCAGCAUUUCAAGGUGCUGAAAUUAAUCCUGAGGUGGAGGAUGGGAAGAGAGGUGGCAGUAAGCAGGUUGCUGUCCCAAGACAGUUGCUGUAUAUUAGCUCAUUUUGGCUGCCUGGUUUAAAAUGUCUGGGCUCGUUUUUUUCCUCUCUCAAAUACUCAGCAUUAUGGAGCACCUUAGUUCAGUGACCACAAUGCACGUUCCUUACUGCAGCAGCUCUCUAGUCUUGGGUAGGACACCAGGAAGGCACUUAGUGAGUAGCUCCAAAAAGGCUGGUUUUAAAUGACUUGCCCAAGACCACAGAGGAUCUUGCUGGUAUAGAAAAGGACAGAGUGCAGUCCUUCAGGUCUGCAUUUCACCACCUAGUCGAAAGAUCUUCAUUCUCGCACUCGAGAGAGAUGGACACUUGUGUGGCAUCCUGAUGGCACUUCAUAGUCUUUAAGUCCUUCGUGAUCUUUGAGUUCGAUGUUUUGAUGAGUAAUGACUUUAGUAAUGCAGUUGUGCAGGUGUUGAAUUUUUAAAGUGUUCAUAAAUUCAGAUCCUUCUUCGUGCCACAACCACGUGAGUUGUCACUAGCACAGGAGACCUCCACACAAGUUUGGGGUGUAAUGGCACCAGUAGCCGUGGGAAGCCACAUCUGCUGCUCCAUCCCAUUCUUGUCCCAGAGGUUUUUACAGUCUGCAUUUCCCCAGCUCUUGCUUCAGCCCAGGCUCUUUGCUAGAGGGGUCCGGGGCUCACUGUCCCCAUCUGAAUCUGGCUGCUGCUCUGAUCAGUUCCUCUCGGCUGCUUUUGCCUGUCCCUGCUGAUUCUUGUUCCCAGCCUGCCUCUCUGGCCUCAGCCGGCCCCUUUACUUUCCUAUCACAGUGUGUCCAGCCAGUUCUCGCUUUCCUUCUUUACACGGAAGCUUAGUCCUAGUCUCAUUCCAGUUUCUCAUUUAAUCUGUCCCUUCGUGCCCACUGUUUGUCUUCUGAGUUGUGUUUUCAUGGUAAGAGUAAAAAAAACACAGCCAUGGGUAAAAGCAACUCAGUGACCAACUUUAGCUGUGAAGCAAGAGUGCAGCAGAGCUUUUCAGAAGAAAGGAGAGCAGUGACUUGGACUUGCAGAAUAGUGCAUUUUCUUAGUGAGAUGAUGAACCUGGAAAAAUUAGCCUGAGUUGUUUAAGUCUGUCAGGGUCACAAACAGGUAAGAGAAAAUCCUGUAAAAUACACACACACAUAUAUAUAUAUAUAUAGCUCCUCAUGCUGCAGAACAAGGAGGAACUGAAUUGAAAAACAGCAAGUUGAGUGAGAGAAUAAAUUGUUUGUAAUUAACCAAAGCUAAUUGCCACAGAUUAUUAAAAGCAUGGUAGGAAAGGAUGAAGAUUUAGGAUGCAACCUCAGUAACAGCCCUAGGCUUGGAAGAAGACGUGAGUCUGUCCUGAGGGAUGGCUUGCACCCAUCCGUGAUUUGCCUAGCACGAGGCAGCACUUAGAAAGAGGAGGUUGCACAGCGCAAGGUCCGCAGGAGAAUUUGACAUCUGCCAUAGGCAGGAUCUCAGUAGACAGCGGCUCAUGAGAAGUGAGUUUUUAAAGCGAUGAUUUUGCAGGGGUGCAGAGGUGAAGGUGCCUCUCCCUGCUCACCGACAUCGAGGGAAGGUCUCACCAAGACUUGCUCAAUGCAAAUGCACCAGUAUGGUCAGAUUGGAAUGGAGAAGUCUUCAGCGCAGGAAAGAGAUGCGAGGAGAAAUAGAACAGAUCGCGAAUCGUGAGUCAUUCCAAGAAAGGGAGCAAAGAGAGUUGAUUUGCCAUUUUCCAUAAUACCAGUGUUGAGAGCCAAGCUAAUUUACCAGGCAACAGGUUCAAAAUGAACCAAAAAGAGUAGUUUUGUCACACAGCCUGUAGUUAAACCAGCAAUCUUAUUCCCACAAGAUGUAGGUGCCAAAAGUCAAACCAGUUUAAAAGCCUGUUUGAACAAUUCCACACUGGCAGCCCUGUACUGGAAGCUUCUCAGGCUCAGGCAGCCAAGAAAGUAGUAUUGGGGGAGCAUUGGUUUGUGCUUGCCCUGUUCCCGUGUUCCCUGUUGAGGAGCAGGAAUUGCUCCUGAUGGCUGUGAGACCAAAUAUUGGGCUAGAAGGGGUGCUUGUCUGGCAAGCUGCAGCUUUUCCUAAGUUCACACCUGCUUUGGUUAAGCAUUAGCAUUGUAAGCUUCAAGUUCUGCUCUCUGCAGGCUUGGCUUCUAUUGUGUUGAUUUUUGUAUGUGGGAUUUGUACCGUGGGUACCACAUUUCUCAUUUCAGACUGUUGCGCUCGAUCAUGCGCAGACCGGACUGCACCCGCACGCUUAGCAGGCAGGGAAAGCAAGCUCAUUAAUGCUCUGCAUUUCAGUGGCCGGACUGACGUGCCCCCAGAAGGCCAAUUUCAUUUUGGCUGAACUAACAGCUUCAGUUGAAAAUCAUUAAAGAGCUGCUUGUUCUUGAAGAAAGCCGUGGGUUCCUGAUUUGCAAGGUUGCCCAAGGCAAUGACAUAUUAAAACUAAGGUUAACGAAAGGUUAAAACUUUUGCCUUGCAGAUAAUUUCAUUCUUAAAAAGGAUCAAACCAAUUUGAGUCACAUUUUUUUGAAUGGAAAAGAAGGUGUGUUCACUUGAGUUUCUUUAAUGAACAUUGUCAGAAGAAUCAGCUGGGCCGGUGUUCAGAACACAGAUGAUCUCUCUCAGAGCUAUUAAAUGCCCUCUGCUCCCUUGGAGCUAUUAAAUACCGAUUAUUAAUAUUUGUGUUUAAUCUUAGCUU
This is a messenger RNA of Haliaeetus leucocephalus (bald eagle), 7642 nucleotides long. RefSeq names its product FAST kinase domains 5 (gene FASTKD5). Gene Ontology annotation, biological process: mitochondrial RNA processing; regulation of mitochondrial mRNA stability. Gene Ontology annotation, cellular component: mitochondrial matrix; ribonucleoprotein granule. Gene Ontology annotation, molecular function: RNA binding. The record is from RefSeq and is a predicted model, not a curated record. The coding region runs from base 2303 to 4672 and encodes 789 amino acids. The transcript is spliced from 2 exons. Lineage: Eukaryota; Metazoa; Chordata; Aves; Accipitriformes; Accipitridae.